Molecule: messenger RNA, 1055 nt
Organism: Onychostruthus taczanowskii (white-rumped snowfinch)
Lineage: Eukaryota; Metazoa; Chordata; Aves; Passeriformes; Passeridae
Gene: PLEKHB2
Product: pleckstrin homology domain containing B2
Exons: 8
Coding region: 89-763 (224 amino acids)
Biological process (GO): regulation of cell differentiation
Cellular component (GO): membrane
Source: RefSeq, a predicted model, not a curated record
GGCGCGGCUGACGUCAGGACGGGGCUGGCGCUGCCCGCGGGCGGAGCGGGGCCGGCGGCGGGCGCGGGGAGAGGCAGAUUAAGCAACAAUGGCAUUUGUGAAGAGUGGAUGGCUGCUCCGGCAAAGUACUAUUUUACGGCGUUGGAAGAAGAACUGGUUUGAUCUGUGGUCUGAUGGCCGCUUAAUAUUCUAUGAUGAUCAAAGUCGCCGUGAUCUAGAAGAUAAAAUCCACAUGCGAAUCCACUGCAUCAACCUCAGAGUGGGGAAUGAAUGUCGAGAUUUCCAGCCUCCAGAGGGGAAGCAGAGAGACUGUUUACUGCAGAUUGUUUGCCGUGAUGGGAAGACAGUCAACCUCUGCGCAGAGAGUGCAGAUGACUGCCUGGCAUGGAAAAUUGCUCUCCAGGAUGCCAGAACAAACACAGGCUACGUGGGAUCUGAUGUGGUGUAUGAUGAGACAGCCAUUUCCUCAGCCCCUCCUCCCUACACAGCUUAUGCCACACCAUCACCUGAGGUUUAUGGCUAUGGCUAUGAUCAGUACAAUGGUGCGUACCCCCCUGUGGGCCCUCAGAUCUUCUAUGCCUCCAAUGGACAAGCUUAUGCUCUGCCCUACCAGUAUCCAUACCAAGGACCUUAUGGGCAGCCCCCUGCAAACCAUGUCAUCAUCCGAGAGCGUUACCGUGACAGCGAUGGAGACCUUGCACUGGGCAUGCUGGCUGGAGCAGCAACUGGAAUGGCUCUGGGGUCACUCUUCUGGGUCUUCUAGAUUCCCCUUUCCUUAUCUCUGUAGUUCCAAACCCCUUUAUUGUGUGCAAUAAUAUAUUGGCAAUGUUGUUUACUGUUAAACUUUGAAAAAUGCAAUAGUUAUUUUUCAGUAGUGACAUCUUAAUAACUGAUUCUUAACUGUCUUAAUGAGAGUUUGAAGGCACCAUUUAGUUACGUGGUUGGAAAUGGCACGUGCUGCUCUUGAAUUCUGGUCUCAUGUUCAGGAUCAACAUGAGCACCAGUGUCACGUGGUAGCAGUCACUGCUUUAUGAAUAGACUGUUAUUGUAAACAC